UUUUUUUGUUUCUUUUGUCAAUCAAAGAAAAGAGAAAAACGCCGUGUGUUAUCAAAUCUUUUCCUGAUUGAUUCGUUUUCUCGGGAAAAUUUCUAAUUUUCCUGUCCUUUUGAGGAAAAAAAACGGCGCUUCAGGGGAAAUUCGGCAAUGAUUCUGAGGAAAGUAUGGGGAUCGGUGUGGAGCCGAUCGAAUAGUGGUAAGGACUCGGCGAGCCAAAGGGCGAUUCAUGUUCCUGUGUCGUCUUCUUCGUCGUCUUCUCUUGGCGCGUUCGAUCAGCUACCGAUGGAUAUUUUAGUCCAGAUACUGAUGAUGAUGGAGCCGAGAGAUGCUGUGAAAUUGAGCUUAGCGUGCAAAGCAUGGAAAUGUUUGGCUGGUGGUAAUCGUCUCUGGAUAUUCUAUCUCCAGUGUUCGCAAGAUUCAUGGGACGCCAUUUUCUUCGCCGAGACAUGUUUGCGUUCUGGAUAUCCCCUCCGAAUGGUUUCUAGUCAAUCAGGGGAAUUGUCGUUCAUGCGUAUUUAUGGUCAGAGGGCACAAGUUCCUGGUUCUGUAAUUAUUGAUGGUGGUUCUGGAUAUUGCAAGUUUGGCUGGAGCAAGUAUGCUUCACCUUCUGGUCGUUCUGCGACUUUUCUGGAAUUUGGCAACAUCGAGUCGCCAAUAUACGCUAGGCUUCAACAGUUCUUUGCAACCAUUUUCACCAGGAUGCAGGUAAAGCCCUCUAUGCAGCCAAUAGUGGUGUCACUACCUCUCUGCCAUUUUGAUGAUACUGAAUCGGCCAAAGCAUCAAGGCGGCAACUUAAGACUGCUAUCCUUAAUGUCUUGUUUGACAUGAAUGUUCCUGCAGUCUGUGCAGUGAAUCAGGCUGUAUUAGCUCUAUAUGCUGCACGACGGACAUCUGGAAUUGUUGUUAACAUUGGUUUCCAAGUCAUAACCAUCCUUCCAAUUUUGCAUGGCAAAGUGAUGCGUCAGGUAGGUGUAGAAGUCAUCGGUUUUGGAGCGUUAAAACUCACCGGCUUCCUUAAGGAGAAGAUGCAAGAGAACAAUAUUACCUUCCAAUCGCUCUACACUGUUCGUACUCUAAAAGAGAACCUGUGUUAUGUGGCUCUGGAUUAUAAAGCUGAACUUUCAAGAGACACACAAGCUUCAAUGGAAGUCGCUGGUGAAGGAUGGUUUACUCUGUCAAAGGAGCGUUUUCAAACUGGGGAGAUAUUAUUCCAACCACGUCUUGCUGGAAUGCGUGCAAUGAGUUUGCAGCAGGCAGUCGCGCUCUGUAUGGACCACUGUGAUGCAGCAGGACUUACAGGUGAUGAUAGCUGGUACAAGACUGUAGUUUUGGCUGGAGGAAGCGCUUGUUUGCCAGGACUUGCAGAGAGGCUAGAGAAAGAACUGCAUGACUACCUUUCUCCAUCUAUAUGCAAUGGAGUCAGAGUAAUCCCUCCUCCUUGUGGCGUGGACACAGCCUGGCAUGGGGCAAAGCUUAUCAGUAACUUAAGCACCUUUCCUGGUCCUUGGUGUAUUACAAGGAAGCAGUUCCGUCGCAAGUCAAGACUAAUGUGGUGAAUCUCUCAGAGUUUUUACUUCUCCUACGUUAUAUAUAUAUAUAGAGAGAGAGAGGCAUGUAACUGUUAGUUCUACGGUACUUUACAUGUCUUUAUAUAAGUCCGUAUGUAUAGUGAUAGUGUCCAUUAUUGAUUGCACUCCAAAGCCUAUAGAAAACAAUAAUUUGUGAAAACCAUUGUGAACAAGAAUAAGAUGUUACCUUUACAUCUACAUACUGUGCUUAAAAGAGCCUAUUCUUGGUGAUUUUGUAAUC
Molecule: messenger RNA, 1810 nt
Organism: Eutrema salsugineum
Lineage: Eukaryota; Viridiplantae; Streptophyta; Magnoliopsida; Brassicales; Brassicaceae
Product: actin-related protein 8
Exons: 12
Coding region: 148-1557 (469 amino acids)
Molecular function (GO): protein binding
Source: RefSeq, a predicted model, not a curated record